ACAUGGUUUUUCUAUUUUCAACGUCUAGGGUUUUUGAAUACUGUCCUCGCUUCCAUCCAUGGCAAUGGCUUCCCCAGCCAACAAAAAGAAACCCAGAAGCAACCAAACCCCAGAAUCCCAAUUCAGCUACAACCUCAACUUAUAUUCAAAAUCCAAAGACUUACACUCUGCUUUAUCCCUCUAUGACACUGCAAUAUCCCAAAACACUCGUCUCAAUCAGCACAACUUCAACACUCUCCUGUACCUCUGCUCAAUCUCACUCAAUGACCCAUCAACUAAAGACUUGUCCUUGCAAUAUGGGUUUCGAGUUUUUGAUCAUUUGGUGUCUAAUGGGAUCAAACCCAAUGAGGCCUCGAUCACAGCUGUUGCUAGACUAGCUGCUGCUAAAGGGGAUGGUGAUUAUGCUUUUGAUUUGGUUAAAAAUAUUGGGGUUUAUAAUGAAUUGCCAAGGUUGAGGACUUAUGAUCCUGCAUUGUUUUGUUAUUGUGAGAACUUGGAGGGUGACAAGGCUUAUGAAGUGGAGGAGCAUAUAGGGAGAAUGGGGGUGGGUUUAGAAGAGGUGGAGAUUGCGGCAUUGUUGAAAGUUAGUGUGGAGACUAGAAGAGAGGAGAGGGUUUAUGGGUAUUUGCAGAAAUUGAGGAAGAUGGUGAGGUGCGUGAGAGAAGAGACUGCAAAGGUUAUCGAACAUUGGUUUGAGGUUUUUGAGGGUAAUGGGGUGGAAUUGGAUGUGGGACUAGUGAGGGAGGCGGUUUCAAGAAAUGGGGGAGGGUGGCAUGGGCUUGGAUGGAUUGGGAAGGAGAAGUGGGUGGUGGGGAGAGGAAGUGUGAAUGCUGGUGGAAAAUGUUGUUGUUGUGGGGAGCAGUUGGUUUCUGUUGAUAUUGAUGAUGAUGAAACGGAGAGGUUUGCUGAGUCUGUUGCUGGAUUGGCUAUGGAAAGGGAGGUUAAGGCUAAUUUUAGCGAGUUUCAGAAUUGGCUAGAAAAACAUGCCAACUAUGAAGCAAUAAUGGAUGGAGCAAAUAUUGGACUUUAUCAGCAGAAUUUUGCAGAAGGCCGAGUUAGCAUUUCUCAGCUUGAUGCUGUUAUAAAAGACCUGUACAAUCAGAGUGGGAAAAAACGGCCACUUAUUAUUUUGCACAAUAAGCGUCUCCGAGCACUGCUGCAGAAUCCUUCCACUAGGGAGCUGAUUCAAGAGUGGAUAGAAAAAGAUGUUCUUUACACCACGCCUCAUGGUUCCAAUGAUGAUUGGUAUUGGCUAUAUGCUGCUGUCAAACUUAGAUGCUUGCUAGUAACAAAUGAUGAAAUGCGAGAUCACAUUUUCGAACUACUAGGAAGCGACUUCUUUGUCAAGUGGAAAGAAAGACAUCAAGUUCGAUAUACUUUUGUCAAAGGGAACUUGGAACUCCAAAUGCCGCCUCUGUUUUCGAUAGGAAUCCAGGAAUCAGAAAAUGGGUCGUGGCAUGUCCCUGUAGCAGGUGAUGACAAUGAUUCUCCACAAAGCUGGCUGUGCAUUUCUAGGCCAAGAUCUUGUGAUGCUCUUAAAGAAGCUGCGUGCAUGGAAAAGUCGAAAGACAGUAAUGAUUGUUGCUGCAAUAGUAAAUUACCGACCUUUGGCAGACCAGAAAGUCUUGAAAGUUCCAAACAUAAACUCCAUAUCCGAGAUUCUUUUCAAGAAUCUGAUGGUAAAAUCAUAGCUCUGACUGGAAAAAGGAAAGAGAGGUCCUCAUCUCCUUCCUAGAGCGUAUUCCUUGAGACCAGCGCCAUUACAAGUUAAUUUUUUUUUUCCUCGUUUUAGCACAUGAUUUUUUUAUUUAUUUUUCAUUUUAAUCCAACACUUCCGUUUGGGCUUGCUUUCUUGUUUCUUUUUUCUUUUCCAGUCUAUAAUUUCCUUUUUCUCGGGGGGCAAAAAUAGGAUGAUAACAUCCGACAUGAUACUGAUGUUUUCACUUAUUUAAGGUUAUGAAUCACGGUUCUUCAAGUUAGGAAUAA
Messenger RNA from Populus euphratica (Euphrates poplar), 1986 nucleotides. Its product is annotated as proteinaceous RNase P 2-like. Lineage: Eukaryota; Viridiplantae; Streptophyta; Magnoliopsida; Malpighiales; Salicaceae. Gene Ontology annotation, molecular function: protein binding; ribonuclease P activity. Gene Ontology annotation, biological process: tRNA 5'-leader removal. The transcript has 7 exons. The coding region runs from base 59 to 1735 and encodes 558 amino acids. The record is from RefSeq and is a predicted model, not a curated record.